UCACAAAAACUUCUCUCUUACCAACAAGUUGUGAAAUGUUGCCAGUUCAUCCGCCAGUGUUGAUCGACGGAGGCGUGAGAUUCAAGAAACCGAGAAAUCAGUAGGUUUAUCUGGAAUAUAUGCCAGCGCGCGCUGCGCGUAAAGUUAUACGUUCUUCAGCUUACGUUUCUCCAGCGAGGAUUUUAAAAUGUCCAAGGAGCCGGAUAAAACUAGUUCUGGGACAGAAAGCUCUUUUAUCGGCGAUGCAGACUCUGAUUCACCGUCCUCUCCAUCAGUGUCCGACGAACAAGGGUCGCAAACCGGCACCGGCAACCGGGCGGACAGCGAGGAAGACGCCCGUUUCCCCCCGUGCAUCCGAGAUGCCGUGUCGCAGGUUCUCAAAGGCUACGACUGGUCCCUGGUGCCGAUGCCUAUGCAGGGUAGCAGGUCUUUGAAAGACAAGCCUCACGUCAAGAGACCCAUGAACGCGUUUAUGGUGUGGGCGCAGGCUGCGCGCAGGAAGCUGGCGGAUCAGUACCCGCAUCUGCACAACGCCGAGCUCAGCAAGACCCUGGGCAAGUUAUGGAGGCUGCUCUCUGAGAGCGAGAAGAGGCCAUUUGUGGAAGAAGCAGAGAGACUGCGACUCCAGCACAAGAAAGACUAUCCGGAUUAUAAGUACCAGCCACGGAGACGGAAGAGCCUGAAGCCGGGUCAGAGUGAACUGGACGCGGGAGCUGAGAAGAUCCAUCAUCCAUCGGAUCAAAUGUACAAGACGGAAGCGGGAAUGAGAGGGAUGCACAAUCAACCGGUCCAUGGUGUUCAAGCGCACGGCCCUCCGACGCCUCCAACCACCCCGAAGUCCGAUCAGCAUCAAAGCGCGAAGCGUGCCACGGAAAACACGAGACAGAACAUCGACUUUAGCAACGUGGACAUAUCGGAGCUCAGCAGCGACGUCAUCGGCAGCAUGGGCCCGUUCGACGUGCGUGAGUUCGACCAGUACCUGCCGUUAAACGGCCACACCGAGAACAACGGCGGGCAGCACUCCAGCCCCGGCUGUUUCAGCGCGUCCUAUCACCAUCACGGCAGCGUUUCGGCAUGGAACAAGGCGUCCGGGUCACCGUCCACAUCCUCGCAUAACCAGUCGAGCCAACAAAGGCCGCUCAUUAAAACAGAACAAUUGAGUCCUUCUCAUUACGGAGAGUCUCACGGGUCGCCGACCCAAUCUGAACUGAGUGACUGUCCUGACAUGCAGAACUCGACGUACUUCACCACAUUUUCUGGGUAUCCUGCUGGUAUUUAUCAAUAUCCGUACUUCCAUUCCUCCAGGAGAUCAUACGUGACUCCUGUUCUCAACAGUUUGUCCAGUCCAUCUCAUAGUCCCGGUGCAAACUGGGAGCAACCGGUUUACACGACUUUAACGCGCCCCUGAUGCCAUCGUGAGAAUUAUGGGACUUUGUGGCAUAUGAAGACAUUUGCUGAUACUUUAAGAUGUUUUAUCUUGCCAUUUCUGGUCAUUUUGACCUUUAGAUUUUCUGGAAACACUUUACAAAGGUCUCAUUUGUUAACAUUAAUUAAUGCAUUCGCUAACAUCUUUGUUAACUUUAUUAGUAAAAUCGAAUUGUUCAAUGUUUGUUCAUGUUAGUUCACAGUGCUUUAACAAAUGUUAACAAAUACAACUUUAGAUUUUAAUAAUGUUUAAAUUACCAUUGACUAAUGCUUUAGAAGUAUUUUCAUUGUCAGUUCAUGUUAACUAAUGUAGUUAACUAAUGUUAACAAAUGCAACCGUUAUUGUAAAGUGUUACUGAUUUUCCUGACGAUUUUUGGGCUCACUUUUCAAUAUUGAAUGUUUUGUGUUUAUACUAUGGUCUGGAUAAAAGUGUUUUUGUUUUGUUUGUUUGUUUUUUUGAGGGGGGGGGGGGGAUGCAAUAGACUGAUUUCUCUCGUCGAUAUUCCAAACGCUAUUUAAAUGCAAUCAUGUCUUUUUUGCUAAAUGCAAUUAAAAUGUAAAAUGAACGAAUGUGAAAUUCUGCCUGAUGUCUUUACUAUUGAGAAAGGCCUAGUCUUAACUGUCAAGCUAGCGAGAUAACUUAGAUUACAGUCCGAAAUGAAGCUACUAUGUGAGCUUAAUCUAAAUAUUGGAGAGAUGCUAGUAUAAAACAGAGCCUUUACAAAGCCAAGAUACAGCGAGGGAGAGCAGAAAGAGAGAGGGCUGAUUCUGAAUGACAGUGUCUCAAAGGGCUCUUUGUUUUCAUUAUAAAAGAGGCAUUAAUUAAGGGAGGGAACAAAACAAAUACAAAGCAGAAAAUCAUUACCACUGCCGUUACAUGAAAGAAGAGCACAAGAACAGACGCUACCCUCUGCUAUUUGGAUAAACAGCAACAAAAGCAGCAGAAAAUGCAUAAAUUGACUGCAGGAUAAGAGAAUAAGUUCUUCAUGCUGUGGAAAUGAGCCAGUGAUUUCAAAGCAGAUGGGUGUGGGUGGACUAGGACUUAUUUUCCUUUCACUACAUUUUAUUACAUUGAUGAUUUCGAAGUGGAGAAUGUAAUUAGUGUUGACAUGUACAGCACGCAUCAUUUUACUUGCGGACAUUAUUGGGUCUUAAAACUGGACGGUACACAGUAAGCACUACAAGGUUACGAUUUUCAUUCCUAACGUAAUUAUGAUGGUGUAUUAUGUUCAGUUGUUAUUGUAUUCAGAUUUUGGGGCACUGAUUUCACUCUUAGAUUUGUGUGUUUUUUUGUCAUUGUGAUCUAUAUUGGAAGAGUCAUAAACAAUGACAAAAAAAGAAGUAAACAAACAUUCACGCUGAGCUAUUUAAGAGACCCCCAGAUAAAGACAACUU
Molecule: messenger RNA, 2821 nt
Organism: Megalobrama amblycephala (Wuchang bream)
Lineage: Eukaryota; Metazoa; Chordata; Actinopteri; Cypriniformes; Xenocyprididae
Gene: sox8a
Product: SRY-box transcription factor 8a
Exons: 3
Coding region: 188-1408 (406 amino acids)
Biological process (GO): morphogenesis of an epithelium; negative regulation of transcription by RNA polymerase II; neural crest cell development
Cellular component (GO): nucleus
Molecular function (GO): DNA-binding transcription factor activity, RNA polymerase II-specific; RNA polymerase II cis-regulatory region sequence-specific DNA binding
Source: RefSeq, a predicted model, not a curated record